GUGUGCGUCAUAUCCGGGCGGCGCCGAACUGGGUGCCCAACGGCCUGCGGAGCAACAUGCCUAAGUUUUAUUGUGACUACUGCGAUACGUACCUCACCCAUGACUCUCCAUCGGUGAGAAAGACACACUGCAGUGGUAGGAAACACAAAGAGAAUGUAAAAGACUACUAUCAGAAAUGGAUGGAAGAGCAGGCGCAGAGCCUGAUUGACAAAACAACUGCUGCAUUUCAACAAGGAAAGAUUCCUCCUACUCCAUUCUCUGCUCCUCCUCCUGCGGGGGCAAUGAUCCCACCUCCUCCCAGUCUCCCGGGUCCUCCUCGCCCUGGUAUGAUGCCAGCACCGCACAUGGGCGGCCCUCCCAUGAUGCCAAUGAUGGGCCCUCCUCCUCCUGGGAUGAUGCCAGUAGGGCCCGCUCCUGGAAUGAGGCCACCUAUGGGAGGCCACAUGCCAAUGAUGCCUGGACCCCCAAUGAUGAGACCUCCUGCCCGACCCAUGAUGGUGCCCACCCGGCCAGGAAUGACUCGACCAGACAGAUAAGGAGAGCGGAGGGCCUCUAUCAGUUUUAUUACUUGUUCUACUUCACCGGCAGAUGAUGGUGCUGUGACUUUGGGUGUUUUCUAACAGCACGAUAAGGAAGACUUGCUCCCCCUUCCUAUCAGAGAGGGAAUAGUUUUGGAGGGACUAAGUAAGAUAAAAAGAAAAAAACCUGAAAUGUUCAUUUGUAUUGUGAAAUGUGAAAAUAAAAUCGUCGACUCUUU
Talpa occidentalis (Iberian mole) is the source of this 757-nucleotide messenger RNA. It is a transcript of the gene SNRPC, whose product is annotated as small nuclear ribonucleoprotein polypeptide C. Lineage: Eukaryota; Metazoa; Chordata; Mammalia; Eulipotyphla; Talpidae. Gene Ontology annotation, cellular component: U1 snRNP; nucleus. The transcript is spliced from 6 exons. Gene Ontology annotation, molecular function: pre-mRNA 5'-splice site binding; zinc ion binding. Bases 57 to 536 code for a protein of 159 amino acids. Gene Ontology annotation, biological process: mRNA splicing, via spliceosome; mRNA 5'-splice site recognition; spliceosomal snRNP assembly. The record is from RefSeq and is a predicted model, not a curated record.